ACAGCCACCUCCGGAUAACAUCUUCAUUUUAACCUCUUUACUAAAGACUCAACAGCUCCCUUCUCCACGCUCAGAGGACGGAGACGGCGCCGAGGUGUAUGGAGGACAUCUUCUUCUACCGGACUUUUAGGCUCGUCACUGUCUGAAAACGUGACUGGAAUGUAACUCGCUCACAUUUGGCCAAGCUGUCCACAUUUCCUUCAGAAUAACGAUGCUGCCUGAACCUCUUUCAACUCGGACCUCCUAAUAAAUUGGUGACUCUUACCUUCUGGGAAUAUGGGGACACUUGACCGUCUUGCAGUCAGUCAGUGGGUCCAGCUGAAUGGCUCCUUGGGUAUGUUGGCCAACACUUCGCCGACAGCCCCUCUCCCAGAGCCAGCAGCUUCUCCAAAAGACACCCUAAUUACAUGUGUUCUGGGAACAGUCCUGAUCCUCAUGUUUGUGGUCGGCGUGUUCGGAAACGUGUACACCUUGGUGGUGAUGAAUAUCUCUGUCCGCGUCACCGGAACCAUGUAUGUCUACAUCGUGAACUUGGCCCUGGCCGACCUGCUCUACCUGGCCACUGUGCCUUUCGUGGUGUGCACCUAUUUUGCUAAGGACUGGUAUUUUGGUGACGUGGGCUGUCGGAUCCUUUUCAGCCUCGACUUCCUCACCAUGCACGCCAGCAUCUUCAUCCUGACCGUGAUGAGUACCGAGAGGUACCUGGCCGUGGUGAACCCUCUAGACACUCUGGCCCGGGCCAGGCGCUGCAGGAGAGCUGUGGCAUGGGCCGUGUGGCUUGCCUCAUUCGUCCUCGCCCUUCCCACCAUGAUCAUGAUCGACUUGAGGAAGCAUGUGCAGGAUGGUGUGGAGAAGCGCAUGUGCCACCCCACCUGGCAACUCACAGCCUACAAGGUGUACCUGACCGUGCUCUUCAACACCUGCAUCCUGGCUCCUGGAUGCAUCAUUGGUUACCUGUAUCUCAAACUGGCCAGGACUUACUGGCUCUCCCAAACCACUGUGUUCUCAUCCAAAGAAAUGAAUACGUGUCCCAAACAAAAGGUGCUCUACAUGAUCUUUGGUAUAGUUCUCACUUACUGGGCAUGCUUCUUGCCUUUCUGGUUGUGGCAGUUACUCAGUAUCUAUUAUUUUGGACCUGGGAAGUUGUCCCGUAGUACAAUGGUGUACAUAAACUUUGUGGUGACCUGUCUGGCUUAUAGCAACAGCUGCAUCAACCCCUUCCUUUACACAUUGUUGACCAGAAAUUAUCAGGAGUACUUGAAAGAGAGGCAAAAGAGCAGUGCAGUGUUUAAGAAGCGGUUCCGUCACUCGUCUCAGAGGUCUGUGUCGUCUGGGAGUCACCAGUUUACAAAUGUUUCAUGCAGUACACAACAAAAUGGUGUUCUGGAUGCUUAUACCAAGCUCUGA
Colossoma macropomum (tambaqui) is the source of this 1407-nucleotide messenger RNA. RefSeq names its product urotensin-2 receptor. Gene Ontology annotation, molecular function: urotensin II receptor activity. The record is from RefSeq and is a predicted model, not a curated record. The transcript is spliced from 2 exons. Bases 277 to 1407 code for a protein of 376 amino acids. Gene Ontology annotation, cellular component: membrane. Gene Ontology annotation, biological process: neuropeptide signaling pathway; blood vessel diameter maintenance; regulation of blood pressure. Lineage: Eukaryota; Metazoa; Chordata; Actinopteri; Characiformes; Serrasalmidae.